Messenger RNA from Erpetoichthys calabaricus (reedfish), 1624 nucleotides. It is a transcript of the gene tax1bp3, whose product is annotated as Tax1 (human T-cell leukemia virus type I) binding protein 3. Bases 122 to 496 code for a protein of 124 amino acids. Gene Ontology annotation, molecular function: protein binding. Lineage: Eukaryota; Metazoa; Chordata; Cladistia; Polypteriformes; Polypteridae. The record is from RefSeq and is a predicted model, not a curated record. The transcript has 4 exons. Gene Ontology annotation, cellular component: adherens junction.
UAUGAAUAAACAAAUCCAAGUCUUCAGGAUUCCGUGAGCUAGCUUGGGCAGUGCGGCGCCGCCGUGUCCUCUGGUUGAGAAAGAGAACCGUGAAGAGGCGCGGCUCGGAGCGGACUACAGGAUGGCUCAUAUCCCGGGACAGCCGGUCACGGCCGUAGUGCAACGCAUUGAAAUUCAUAAGUUACGCCAUGGAGAAAAUCUUAUACUUGGAUUUAGCAUUGGCGGUGGAAUUGAUCAAGACCCAGGACAGAAUCCAUAUACUGAAGAUAAAACUGACAAGGGUAUUUAUGUUACAAGAGUGACAGAAGGGGGACCUGCUGAGGUUGCAGGGCUCCUAGUGGGAGACAAAAUAAUGCAGGUAAAUGGAUGGGAUAUGACGAUGGUAACCCAUGACCAGGCCAGAAAACGGCUCACAAAGAAAAACGAAGACAUUGUGCGGCUACUAGUGACCCGGAAGUCUCUGCAAGAUGUAGUCCGUCAAUCCAUGCUACAGUAAAAGAGGAAAAAUCAAGUGGUUUGAGGCAAAAAGGGAACAAUUUCUAGUCAAUGGUGAUGUGGGGUGAAGAAGUCAAAGGGAUAAGUGCUAAGUAAAAAGUUAAAAACAAAUAUGGCAAAUCUGCAUUACCAGAAAAAGGGCCACAUUUGAAAAAUUUAAUUUGGCAGAUCUGUCCACCUCGUUGUAAAUUACUGGUUUAACAGACCCUGGUGAAGCGUAAGCCAGUCACCUUGAAAUACUUCCGCUGCCUUUUCAACCCUUUUCUAAGCCUUCUCCAUUAAAUUAAAACGUGACAUUCCUAAGCAGACCUUUUCCACAAUGCUAUGCGCUAACAACUCCCCUCACCACCCUCUUGGCUAUGACAAUUUUUCCCAUUAAAAAAAAAAAUCAGUAUUGUGUAAUAAGUAUUAUGUGCCUUAACUUGAUGGCAGCAAACCAACUCAAUAUUUGACCAAAACAAAAAUCUCCUUUUUGGGUAAAGUGCAAACAAAAGCAGCAUUUGGGCAUUAAAUACUAAUGUAAGCACACCUGGGCACUCAAGUUUUUGGAUACAACAGCCAGACUGGUUUUAUCCAAGUAUUGGGCAUCCCAUCCAUAAUCUACCUGAAGUCCAAUUUUUGCCUUUUAACUUUCUUAUUUACCAAUAAGAAUGUGGAACCAAGCAUGCCUUAAAUAUUUAUCAACGUGGGAACAGAUCAGUUGGGCACCUACCUGCUUUGCCGUCACAAAGAGUUUCUGGGUCACAUUUGAGCUUUGCACAUCUACUGUGUAAGUCACAGUAACUUUAUAUUAUUGUAGAACACUUGGCACAUACUCUGAGUAAAGGCAACUGUACCUGUGCAUUGUUAAUGUAUACUUAAAAAGAAAAAGAUAAAUUACUAUGGGGGUACACAGUAAUAAUGGAGGCCAAAACUAAAGUGCGACUGGGUCAGUGUGGCUAAAAGACGAGCACUCGUUCGCCGCUCCGGAAUGGCCUCCAUGUUUUUACCAAAGUAGCAACGUCUCUCUUCUGUGCCACGCAUGUCAGGAACCUUACUUGUGUUUGUACCUUUUAUAAACAUUGGCACCCACAUAAGACAUUCCAGUUUAAAAGGAUGCUUUGCUGCACGAUUGAAAAAAUAUUUUAAA